Molecule: messenger RNA, 264 nt
Organism: Echinococcus granulosus
Lineage: Eukaryota; Metazoa; Platyhelminthes; Cestoda; Cyclophyllidea; Taeniidae
Exons: 2
Coding region: 1-264 (87 amino acids)
Source: RefSeq, a predicted model, not a curated record
AUGCCCAAGGUGAUAGCUGAUGUUGUCAGACGACAUGCAAUAGGUACCGCUAUAACGGUUAGAUUGCAGGUGCUGUGCUCAGAAGAGAGUCCGCGUCAACACCAAGUUUUGCGUGCCUGGGGUCGCAUAGGCAUGCGAAUCGGUGGCUUGAAGGUAGGGCACCUCGUCAGUCUCCACGCCGCCACAAAACGCUUGUACGACCUCUUUCUUAAGAAGACUGCUAACUCCUGCGGUACCGAGCGUGCCAAUUUUGUCAAAUUGUAA